Xiphophorus maculatus (southern platyfish) is the source of this 3377-nucleotide messenger RNA. RefSeq names its product glucose-fructose oxidoreductase domain-containing protein 2 (gene gfod2). The transcript is spliced from 3 exons. Gene Ontology annotation, molecular function: nucleotide binding. Bases 426 to 1574 code for a protein of 382 amino acids. The record is from RefSeq and is a predicted model, not a curated record. Lineage: Eukaryota; Metazoa; Chordata; Actinopteri; Cyprinodontiformes; Poeciliidae.
GAACCGGUUGAUUGAGCAGGUUCGGUCGCAAACGGCAUUUAGUAAUGGGACUCUUUGCCACUUUUUACGACAUUUAGAACGACAUUUGCGAAAUUCUGUAAGAUAAAGAGCUGUGGUCGUUUAAUCACACAAAAUAUGCUUUCAAAACGCUUUCAUCUGGCGUGAAUCUCGCAUUUAAAUCCGUAUUCAGUGUUUUUCCACAAUAAAAGUUUCCGUUGACAGUAUUUCCGGUUCCGCCCAACCGUUGCUACUGAAGUUACCGUCAUUAGCAAAUGGGCAGCGCCCGGGCUCAACCUAUCGCCUGUUGUGAACGAUGACCCACCGGUAACUUUCUCUACCUUUACCAAAAAGAAUCAGAUCUACUGGUGAGAAACUGGAAUGGAUGGCUGUGGUCCACGUGUAGAAUAACGCCAAGCGGCAGGGCCAUGUUGCCAGGAGUUGGUGUUUUUGGCACCGGGAGCACAGCCCGAGUGCUGGUCCCGCUGCUGCAAGCCGAGGGCUUUGAAGUCCAUGCGCUUUGGGGACGAAGCGAAGAGGAAGCUUGCUGCUUGGCAAAGGAACUCGGCAUCCCGUUUCACACCAGCCGAUCCGACGACGUCCUCCUGCACCAAGACGUCGACCUGGUGUGCAUCUAUAUUCCCCCCUCAAUGACAAGACAAAUUGCAGUCAAAGCACUGGGUAUUGGUAAGAAUGUCGUGUGUGAGAAAGCUGCAACCGCUGUUGACUCUUUCAAGAUGGUGACUGCAGCCAGAUACUACCCCCAGCUGCUGAGCAUGAUGGGUAACACCCUGCGCUUCCUGCCGGCCUUUGUGGCGAUGCGACAGCUGCUGGUGGAGGGCUACGUCAGGGACAUCCAGGUGUGUGACGUGCGGGUCUACGGUCCGAGCCUCCUGGACCAGUCGUACGGCUGGACCUGCGAGGAGCUGAUGGGCGGCGGCGGGUUGCACAUCGUGGGCUCCGCCAUCAUCGACCUGCUGAGUUACCUCACGGGAACCAGAGCUCACCGCGUGCACGGCUUACUGCGGACCUUUGUGCAACAGAACAACCUGAUCCGAGGCAUCCGCCGCGUCACCAGCGACGACUUUUGCUUCUUCCAAAUGUUGAUGGGUGGAACCGGAUCCUCGGGCGUGUGCUGCACCGUGACCUUGAACUUCAACAUGCCGGGGUCGUUCGUGCACGAGGUUAUGAUUGUCGGAUCUGCCGGCAGGUUGGUCGCCAGGGGAACCGAGCUGUACGGCCAACGCAACGGGAGCAAAUGCGAAGAGCUGCUGCUGGCUGACGCCGGUGGCGUCGGACCGGAGGCGAAAGAGAUGCCCCGCCCUCACCUGCAGGGGCUGAGCUCCAUGGUGAAGGCGCUGAGACAGUCCUUCCAGGCUCACGAAGAGCGGCGGUCAUGGUCACGAGGUCCGGUUGCCUCGGCGCCAACCUUCGAAGACGGCCUGUACGUGCAGACGGUGGUGGAGGCAGUGAAACAGUCCAGCAGCAGCGGGGAGUGGGUCUGCGUGGAGAUCAUGAGUCAGGAGCCGGACCCCAACCACAACCUGUGCGAGGCGCUGCAGAGAAACAAAAACUGAACCGAAACAUUCACUGAGUGCAAAAACUACAUGCGUGACAGAACAGGACUCUGAACGUCUCUUUGUGAUGCAGCUGCUUUGGCUGUUUACAUCACACACACAACUACUUUCUUCUAUUUGUUCACUUCCUCUCAGGUUUUGCAGAUUAAUAUUUAGCCGCCACAGACACAGCUGCAUUGUGCGCCUGGAGGAAGGAGAGUACUCCAUUAGUAAACCACAGCUUUAUUAUUUGGGUUCGGACCAGUAGAAAUACAGACAGCCUUGUGACAAACGUGCCAAUAAUCCUGUAGAUGUUGUCUUCAUCUGGCUCAUUUUGAAGUUAAGAAGUAGGGAAUGUAUUUUUCUCGGUUUGUAAAUUGUUUUGUGUCAAGAAGGCACAACAACUACAUUUAAUACUUGGUUUUUGCACGUUACAGAAUAAUCUAUGUGCUUAAUUUGUGCAACAAAGUCUGUAGUGAAAUAUUUUCACUCAUGUUUUGUAUUUAAAUUAAGACAAGUUGAACCGGUUUGUACUUAAAAUCAAAAUUAUUGACUAAAUAUUGGUUACAUCACUACUUUUAGGUCACUAUUAUAUUCAUCAGAGUUUACUUUAGGUUUAAAUAUGAAGCAAGAGGAUAAUUUGACUAACAAGGUGCUUUUCAUAAUUUACCUCUGAUAGUUAAAUAAGAUCAGAACAGAAAUAAUAAUGCUGUGGGACGUUUACAUUUAGUUUUGUUUAAUUUUAGCUCUAGUAAUUUUGGUUAAAGUGACUAAUGUAGCAACAAAUACUGAUAAAAUAGCAAAUAACUUCACAAUUUUGAACAUUUUAAAUGUAACAAAGCUAAAAACAUAAUAAUUUACAAACAUUGUAAGGAAGUAUUUGAACAGGUAACCGUUAGCCAAUAUUGUGAAAAGAAAUAUUCCUCCAAACAUUAAAUCAAAAAUUCAAAUAUCUAAGAAAAUGAAAGGGAGAUUAUAUAAGAAAGUUUUAAAAUAAUCUCUCAUUACAUAAAAAGUUCAAAUAUAAAAGUCUACUAAUACUUGAUGAGCAGAACACCAAAGUUUCAAAUAAUCUGAUUUAUAGUUGUGUUAUUAAAUUACAUCAGCUGCAAAUAUUAUUAUGUUUCAGUGUAAUAAUAUAUUAUAUUAUUGGCAAAAUGUUUGUUAUUGACAAAAACGUUAGGAUAUUAUUGACUUAUUGCUGUUGGCUUUCUUACAUUCAAAAUGGUCAAAAUAAUUUACAUUAUUGAUUGCUACAAGUAACCUAACCAGAUUAAGAAAUAAUAGUAGGUUGUUUUUUUUUUCCUGUUACAACACGCCAUAGUAAAUAUACCAGGGACUGAGUAAAAUAAGCUAAGUAGAGAACAUAAAUAUGUCGUUUGUAGCAUCGGCCCCCUGAAAGCGACCAGGUAAGUUUGAAUGUUUGUUUUUGAGCGGCUCGCUGUAAAUAAGCCAGAAGUUUGGUUUUACGUGCUGCAUUUCCAUUAUUUUAAAAGAAAUGUCCUACAUUUAGAUGAAAAUUAUGGUUAUUGUUGUAACACAUAUGAAAUGCGUUUUAAUAAUUUGGAUUUUCUUGAAUAACUCUCGACAACAUUGUGAAAACUCUGCCUACAAUCUUUUUAUCUAUGAAAACUGAAGCCACAACAUUUACCUGUUAGGUUUACCUGGAGAUUUAAACAUUUACAACUUAUUUUAAAGAUACAAACUUAAGUUUACACUUGUUUUUAACAAAAAAAAACAAAGAUUACGAUUCUAAAUUAAAACGUAGUCCAGUGCGAGUGGGUCCAAUCUGCCACAUAGCAGCUGCCUUUUUGUUACAGUCAA